UAUCGAAGAAGACGAAGACGAAGAAGACGAAGAGGAAGAGUAGCACCCGCCGAGGCCAACCACCGCCGUCCUCCCUCUCUCCGCCGCCGCCCGCCGCCCCCGCCCGAGCCGCCGUGGAUGGGCCAGUCAGCCUCGACGGCCUCAUUCCAGGCCCGCCGCGACUCCACCUCCGCCCACGGCCACCACCGCCGCCCCGCCGGCUCCAAGCCGUCGCCCCUCGUCUCGCCGACGAUGCUCGCCGGCGGGACCGACGGCCGCGACGCGACCGGCGACGCGCCCGACUGCACCUCCCACCUGCCGGACGAGUGCCUGGCCUGGGUGUUCCAGUGCCUCGGCACCGGCGACCGGAAGCGGUGCUCCCUGGUCUGCCGGCGGUGGCUCGCCGUCGAGGGGCAGAGCCGCCACCGGCUCUCCCUCAGCGCGCGGGCGGAUCUCCUCCCCCUGGUGACGUCCCUGUUCUCGCGGUUCGAUUCCGUCACGAAGCUCGCCUUGAAGUGUGACCGCAGAUCGGCCAGCAUCGGCGACGAGGCGCUGGUUCUCAUCUCGUUGCGGUGCCGGAACCUGACGCGCCUCAAGCUCCGCGCGUGCCGCGAUCUGACCGACGCUGGCAUCGCGAACUUCGCUAAGAACUGCAGGGGCUUGAAGAAGCUCUCGUGUGGAUCCUGCACCUUCGGUGCGAGAGGCAUGAACGCGGUUCUCGACAGUUGCGCGUCCCUGGAAGAACUAUCGGUGAAGCGGCUUCGUGGCCUCGCCGGCGAUGGAGCUGCGGCCGAGCCCAUAGGGCCCGGUGUAGCUGCAGUUUCACUCAAAAUCAUUUGCCUGAAGGAGCUAUACAAUGGGCAGUGUUUUGGUCCGUUGAUCAUAGGUUCCAGGAAUUUAAGGACUCUGAGACUGUUUAGGUGCUCAGGUGAGUGGGAUAAGCUGCUCCAACUAAUGGCGUACGAAGCAAAUGGUGUGGUUGAGAUCCAUCUUGAGAAACUCCAGGUAAGCGAUACCGGUCUUGCUGCCAUCUCUAAUUGCCCUGAUCUAGAGAUUUUGCAUCUUGUAAAGACAGUAGAGUGUACGAAUUUGGGGCUCGUGUCGGUGGCCGAACGUUGCAAGCUAUUAAGAAAGCUUCACAUUGAUGGAUGUAAGGCAAAUCGCAUUGGCGAUGAGGGUUUAAUUGCUGUAGCUAAGCACUGUCCUAAUCUGCAAGAACUCGUUCUUAUCGGUGUUAACCCCACCAAAUCAAGUUUAGAUUCGCUGGCGUCAAAUUGCCAAAACUUGGAGCGCCUGGCAUUGUGCGGUAGCGAUACUGUUGGUGAUGUAGAGAUCUCGUGCAUUGCAGAAAAAUGUAUAGCGCUGAAGAAACUUUGCAUUAAGAGCUGCCCUGUCUCGAAUGAUGGUAUGGAAGCAUUAGCUAAUGGGUUCCCUAAUUUGGUAAAAGUGAAGGUUAAGAAGUGUAGAGGAGUGACUUGUGAGUUUGCUGAGUGGUUGAGAGCGAUUAGGGGGUCGCUUGCAGUGAGUUUAGACAGUGGUGAACAUGAAAAUGCUGAUGUCAGUACAAGUGAGGGCGGAGUGCAAGACAAUGGGGUUGAAUUUCCACCGGUAGUCAGCCAACAGGCUGCUGCUAAUAUUGCUUCAUCAAGUAGUGGUCCUACUCGAUCUUCAUCAUUCAAAUCUAGGUUAGGGAUGCUGAGUGGAAAGAAUCUAGUUGCUUGUACCUUUAGAAGGUGGUCAAAUGACAGUAAACUUUCAUGAAGUAAAUAUACUUCUGCAAUUUGCAAAAGGAAAAAGGUAUCGUUGCCUUUAUCUGUUCAAAUUGAUUUUGUAUCCUUUUAACAUUUCUGUUUUAAUGUCCUCAUGUAAUGUUGGUUUCUGGUUACUGAAUUGGAAUCCAAUCUUUAACUUCAAAAGGUUUA
Messenger RNA from Syzygium oleosum, 1901 nucleotides. RefSeq names its product F-box protein At1g47056-like. Gene Ontology annotation, cellular component: SCF ubiquitin ligase complex. Gene Ontology annotation, biological process: SCF-dependent proteasomal ubiquitin-dependent protein catabolic process. The transcript has a single exon. The coding region runs from base 118 to 1740 and encodes 540 amino acids. Gene Ontology annotation, molecular function: protein binding. Lineage: Eukaryota; Viridiplantae; Streptophyta; Magnoliopsida; Myrtales; Myrtaceae. The record is from RefSeq and is a predicted model, not a curated record.